UCCUCACCGGCCAUCUUUCUCCUGCCGAGUCUUUGUGGCGAUACUGUCCCGCCAGCCGAGGGAGUCCGAGGCGGCCCUUCUGAGUCCGUGGCUUUGUGACCGCCAACACCAGGACCUCUGGGAGCGUGGGGCGCAGACAUGGACUGUCUAACUUUUGAGGAUGUGGCUGUGAACUUCACCUUGGAGGAGUGGGAUUUGUUGGAUCCUUCCCAGAAGCAACUCUACACAGAUGUGAUGCAAGAAACCUUCAAAAACCUACUUGCUAUAGGACAAACUGAGGGAGUCCAGAGGAUUAAAGAUGAUAAUGAAGAUUCUAGGAGAAAUUUAAGAAGUGGAGUGGUGGAGUUACUGUAUGAACCCAAUGAAGGUAGACGAUGUGAAGAAAUCUUCAGUGAGUUUCCAGAUACUGUUGUGAGCAAGAAAACCCCUCAUGGAGUCAAACUGUGCGGAAGUAAUUUAUGUGAAGACAUACUUAUUGGUCUCCCACCCCUAAAUAUGCAUAUUCCUGUUCAAACAGGACAUAAACCAUGUGAACAUGAGAUCUAUGAAGACAGUCUCUAUAAAUUUAGGGGAUGUGGGAAAGCCUUCAUGUACCCUGAGUGCUUUCUGAAGCGUGAAAAUGCUCACACCAUAGAGAAACCAUAUAAAUGUCAGCAAUGUGGGAAAGCCUUUUCCUCUUCAAGUAAGGUUCGCAGACAUGAAAGAACUCAUACUGGUGAGAAACCCUACAUAUGUAGCCAUUGUGGAAAAGCCUUCCCUAGUCGUGGUUCUCUUCGACGCCAUGACAGGAUUCACAGUGGAGAGAAGCCCUUUGUGUGUAAGUAUUGUGGGAAAGCCUUUACUGGCCAAAGUUCACUUCCACGACAUGAAAGAAUUCACAGUGGAGAAAAGCCCUAUGUGUGCAAAUACUGUGGGAAAUGUUUCAUUUCUUCAAGUACCUGUAGAGUACACGAACGGACUCAUACUGGAGAGAAACUCUAUGUUUGUAAACUGUGUAAUAAAGCCGUCACUACUCGUACCUCCCUUCGAAAUCAUGAAAGAAUUCACAGUGGUGAGAAACCCUAUGUUUGUGAACAGUGUGGAAAAGGUUUCAUCUCUUCUGGUACCUUUCGAAUCCAUGAACGAAUUCACACUGGAGAGAAGCCCUAUAAAUGUAAGGAAUGUGGGAAAGCCUUCACUAUACAGAGUUCUCUUCAACGCCAUGAGAGGAUUCACACUAGGGAAAAACCUUAUGACUGUAAAGAAUGUGGGAAAGCGUUCAGUGGUUACAGCUCACUUCGCCGCCAUGAGAGAAUUCACAGUGGAGAGCGACCCUAUGCAUGCAGGCAGUGUGGGAAAGCCUUUCCAGCUUUAGGGGACUGUCAGAGACAUGAGCAAAUCCACACUGGUGAGAAACCCUUCAUAUGUAAGCAAUGUGGGAAGGCCUUCACUCGUUGUGGUUCCCUUAGAAUACACGAGAAGACCCACACCAGAGGGAAUUCCUAAGCAUGACGUGUGGGAAGGCCUCCUCAUUUCAUGCCCUUUCCAUAAAGAGUGUGACCAUGAAGUUGUGAGGGCUGCCACUGGGCAGUCAUGUAAAAUUACAAACAUAAAGGACAAACGUAAGAAAUAGUUUAAAAAUUCUGUGAAAAUUCCCCAGGUUUGGGGGUACUAUAAGUGUACAUUAUGGAAAGCUUAGCGCAAAGUAAUUUAUGUAGAAUGCUCCAAAAAUGUCCCCAAAGUUAUAUUACCCCAUUAAUGUCUUACUAAUGUAGAUAUGUGAACUAUUUAUUUAUACUUUAACUGUUGUAAAUAAAUGGUGGCAUGACAGAACUUUCUGAAGUUUGCUUAAGAAAUCAGGCAAACGAAUAUUUUUUACUAUGUUACCUAACAUUUUGAAGGAUUUUAGCUGAUUGAAUGAUGGAAUGGCCUUUUGAGAUGUGGUGUUAGCACAAAUGAGUUGGCAGUAGCCCACAGUGCUAGGGCAAGGUUCUCCAGAAGGACAGAUAUGCUCUAAAUUGGCUUCUAAUAUGAUAGUGUUUCUCUCAUGGGUCUAGGAGUCAAGGGGCCUGGAACUCACUAGCAAAAUUUUGGCUUCCUGUACUGUAGAUCUGGUUUAACAAAGGGAGGCACAACCAUUCCUUUGAACUAGAAGCUAAAACACACACACCUCUCCCCAACCCUGUGUACUCUGUGUUGCUUGUGCACUUCCGUUAACCAAAAACAGUUACUAAAGGGAUUGAUCCCUACCGGGGGUCGUGAGACUGCUCUUCAGUAUUGGAGAUAGGCUAUUUUUGCCUACUUGACACAAGCUGGGAAUCGGGUAGGGAGGACACCAUUAAUGAUGCCUGUGACAGGGCUGCUGUGCGUGGUGCCACUCUAAGCAGGUGCCCUGUGUUGUGUAAAAAAGCAGGCUGAGCAGGCCGUGAGGAACAAGCCAAGAAAAAGUCUUCCUCCAUAACCUCUGCCUCAUAUCCUACUUCUGUGUUCCUGCCAACUUGAGAUUCUACCCUGGUUCCCUUAGGGCUGGAAUAUCAAGUGUAAUCUAAAACAACCCUUUUCUCUUCAAGUUGAUUUUGGUUAGUGUUUUAGCAACAACAACAAAAAGAUCAGACUAGGGCAUGAGUAAAGGAGGAGUAUUACUGGAGUCCUUAGUGUCACCAUGUCUGGCCACUAAAACCCAUGGGAAGUUUGAGUCACCUCUCAAGGCAAAGAACUAGUUAAUUUGGGUAUAUGAUGUUUUUAUUUACAAAAUUUUUAUACUAAAAUUUGUUUUAACUUAAAAAUGUAAAAAUAAUGCUUAGUGCUUGCUGAAGAGGAGGAAAUACAAACUGACACCAGAAAAAAGAUCCUUAUAAAUAUGUUAACCUGUGGGACCAGUUCUAAAACAGGAUUCUGACUGUAUUCACUUUUAUUUUGUUAAGAAUAUAUGUAUUAAGCUGGGCAUGGUGGCAUAUGCUCUUAAUCCCAGCACUCAGGAGGCAAAGGCAAAUGAGUCUCUGAGUUCAAGACCAACUUGCUUUACUAAUGAGUUUCAGAACAGCCAGGGGUGCGAAUGGAGAUCAUGACUCAAAAAUGUUUAUUUUUAUAGUUGAUAAUUAGUUUUGAUUGCCAGUGUGACAAAAUCUAGACUCACCUGUGAGAUAGGCCCCUGACAAUGCCUAUAGGAAGUUAUCUUGGUUGCAUACAUGACUAUGACGGGGGAAGACUCACCCAGUGUUGGAAGUGCCAGUGCCUGACUGGGAUACACGGGUGUGUCAAAGUGGGGAAAGUCAACGAGCUGAGGGCAAGCAUACAUGCACUCUUUGCUCUCUGCGUUUGACUGUGCUUGUAAUGUGACGGAAGUAUGAGCCAAAUGAAUCCUUCUAUGUUGCUUUUACCUGGAUAUUCUGUCCUAUAACAAGAAAUGAAGCUAAGACAUUAUACACAUAUAUUAAGC
Molecule: messenger RNA, 3418 nt
Organism: Psammomys obesus (fat sand rat)
Lineage: Eukaryota; Metazoa; Chordata; Mammalia; Rodentia; Muridae
Product: zinc finger protein 878-like
Exons: 4
Coding region: 139-1485 (448 amino acids)
Biological process (GO): regulation of DNA-templated transcription
Source: RefSeq, a predicted model, not a curated record